CAGAGGUAUCGCUUAAAUGAACUGUAUUAUAAAUAUUCCUUAAAAAUAUUGUCGAAAUAAAAUGUCAUUAUCUACGUCAAAAAUAAUACUUCGAACAAGCUACUCGACGCGUCAGUGUAAAAUAGUAUUUUAGUUUCUAUGAAUUUUACUGUUGCUAUCAAUAAAUUUCAUACAACUUUCCCAAUAUAUUUGGAUCAGAAAUGGAGGGCGGCAAGAAAUUUGACAAAAAAUCCAAAUACUACUGGUCCAUUGGUUACUUUGUCUGAUUAUUCUUUUAAAGAUAAUAAACCUGUCCCAUAUGCUUCAAGACAAUUGAAGCGUAUACAAAAGCAUCAAGAAUAUAUGAGAAAAAUUAUUAAACUAGUUGGAGAAAUUGAUUUUGCAGUUGAACGACAUAGCAGAUUAUUGAAAGAAAAGGAAGAACAAGAACAGAAAAUUUUGGAUAGUCAAUUGAAACCUAAAGGUGUGUUGCCAAUUGUCAAUCAAUAAUAGUUUUUAAUUCAUUUCACAAUUUGUAAAUAAGUGUAAAAAAAUAAAAUAUGCUAUAUAAAUUUUA
Molecule: messenger RNA, 556 nt
Organism: Bombus pyrosoma
Lineage: Eukaryota; Metazoa; Arthropoda; Insecta; Hymenoptera; Apidae
Gene: mRpL52
Product: 39S ribosomal protein L52, mitochondrial
Exons: 4
Coding region: 139-489 (116 amino acids)
Biological process (GO): mitochondrial translation
Cellular component (GO): mitochondrial large ribosomal subunit
Molecular function (GO): structural constituent of ribosome
Source: RefSeq, a predicted model, not a curated record